Messenger RNA from Varanus komodoensis (Komodo dragon), 2204 nucleotides. RefSeq names its product sphingosine kinase 1 (gene SPHK1). The transcript has 5 exons. Bases 38 to 1651 code for a protein of 537 amino acids. The record is from RefSeq and is a predicted model, not a curated record. Gene Ontology annotation, biological process: cellular response to growth factor stimulus; sphingosine biosynthetic process; negative regulation of apoptotic process. Gene Ontology annotation, cellular component: cytoplasm; membrane; intracellular membrane-bounded organelle. NCBI's taxonomy places the organism in Eukaryota, Metazoa, Chordata, Lepidosauria, Squamata, Varanidae.
GCUGCGAGCGGCGGCUCGCGGCGCGCCGGGCUGCGCGAUGGAGGAGAACUCGGAGCCCGGAGAGGACGGCCGCCAGCGCGGGGCCUCCGACGAAGUUUUGCUCUCGGACGUCUUCUCCCUCGCCCCGGCGCUGAAGACGAAAUAUGCCCUGAGCCUCACUCGCGGCGCGGAGCUCCUGAUGCGCCAGCUGGACUCCGCCGCGGCUGCCCCGGGCAGCCCCGUCGCGGCGCUGAGCCUCUCGGACUGCAUCGGCUGCUACGCUUUCCAGAGGAAGGGCGCCCAGCAGCCGGCGGCUGCCUACUUCACCGUCUUCUGCUACCCCCUUAAGAAGGGCUGGUUUGAUUCUGGGGCGUCCAGGCAGAGAGUGGCCAAGACUUUUUGUGUCUUGGCGUCAGAGGACGCCGAAGAGAAUCGGCGGAUCGCUGAGCGCUGGGCUAGGACGAUCAGGGAGCUUUCCGUGCCGCGGAGCCCCAAACUGGAAGGAUCACUCCAUGGGCUGCUCCCUCAGUCCUGCCAAGUGAUGGUGUUGCUCAACCCGCAGAGCGGGUCUGGCCGGGCACUGCAUCUGUUCAAGACCCAAGUCCAGCCCAUGCUGGCGGAAGCCAACAUAGGAUUCAGCAUGUUUGUCACAAGGAAGAACAACCACGCUUGGGAUCUGGUGAAGGAGGAGAACAUGUCCAAGUGGGAUGCUGUGGUUGCUAUGGCUGGGGAUGGCUUGCUCUACGAGGUGAUAAAUGGACUGAUGGAGCGUCCUGACUGGAAGUCUGUGAUCCAGAAGCCUCUUUGCAUCCUUCCAGGAGGCUCUGGGAAUGCCUUGGCCGCGUCUCUCAAUUACUAUGCUAGAGAGCACUGCCACAGCAAGGAGGAGCUGCUGCUGAACUGCACUUACUUCCUCUGCAAAGGCCUGCAUGCCCCCAUGGACCUGGUGUCUCUACGCAUGGCCUCGGGGAAGCGGCUGUUCUCCUUCCUCAGCUUUGGAUGGGGUUUUGUGUCUGAUGUGGACAUUGCCAGUGAGAGAUACCGUCGACUAGGCAGUGCUCGCUUUACCGUGGGCACCGUCCAGCUCCUGACCACCCUCCAAAUUUACAAAGGCCGCCUCUCUUACCUGCCAGCUGACGAGCAGAGCCCUGGCAUGAACUCUUCAGCCCCUGCAGGGGAAGAGAGCUGCCCAUCAGCACAAUGCACCUGCCAAGCCUCCUUCAGCAAGAGGAAGUCGCCGGUUCACGUCCAGACCCCACCUGUGUCGCUGCUUGAGGACCCUUUGCUGGUACCCUUUGAGCAACCCGUUCCCAAACACUGGACUGUAGUACCUGAGGAGGAAUUUGUUUCUAUUAUUGGCAUCUGUCAUUCCCACCUAGGAGCAGACUUCCUCCUGGCUCCCACAGCCAAACUGUAUGAUGAUGCUAUCCACCUCUUCUAUGUGAGUGCUGGUGUCUCCCGGAUGGGAAUGGUGAAGUUCUUCAGGGCCAUGGAUAAAGGGAACCUCCUGGUCCUCAACAACCCUCACCUCCACUGUGUUGCUGCGAAAGCCUUCAGGCUUGAGCCCCUUGAACCCAAAGGCCUUAUGACAGUGGAUGGUGAAGUGCUGCCAUGUGAGCCAGUGCAAGGGCAAAUUCACCGUCGGCUUGCCCGCGUUAUCAGCCGCUCCUGAGGCGGCUGGGGACCUUUGAGAAAGCAGCAACAAUGCCAAUCCUCGAGCAAAGGGCUUUACAGCAUUGGGAGUUAUGAGGGCUCCCACAUGCUGCACCUUUUCAAAUCAUCAUCUGCACCAUCUCUGCCAGUGCAAAUUCUCAGGGGCAACUUGGCUUUUGGAGUAAUUAUUUAAUUACAAUAUGAAUAAUGGCUGAGCCUGUCUUGUGAUAGUCUUAAGUCUGCUCUCAGCUAUCAUGUAGCAAAAAUGGCAGCUUUAGAAUGUUCCUUCUCUGCAGAGCCCUAGCGAGAGAAAGUAGGUCUCCAAAGCUAACCAAAGCCAACUCCUCUGCAGGAUGGUUUUACUCUCCUUCCUAAGAUGAAAAUCUUCACACAAAGCAGCUGAAGCAGAGCAUAAGAUGACAUUCGAAUGCAGUGGCUGCCCAGAUAAAAAUGGCUGGAUCCCAUUGUUCAAUAAGAGGUUUUCCUUUGGUAACUCUCCCCCAUCCCUCAAGUUAUAGGUAGGAACAAAUUAUAUUCUUACGAAGAAAUGCAAUAAAUAUCAUUAAAAGAAA